ACAAACAAAUGUUCGAUUUUUUGCUCUGCGUGUGUGUGUGUGUAUAUGUAUAGACAUAUACAUACACACCCAUUAAUCACACUCCCCCCCCAAAAAAAAGAAAAAGAAAAGAAAAAAAGGAAAUGAGAGCAUCUAAAACUUCUAAUAUAAACCACAGCAUAAAAGCUCAAGAUCUCACUCAAAACUCUUUCCAUUUUUCUCUCUACCUAUAUUUUAUCAUUCCUCCAUUAGUAUAAAUCCUUAUUGGUAAACCACAGAUCGAGAUUGUUCAAAAGUUCUUUCACCCUUUAUCCAAGAUUGGAAAAGAGAGUUAAUCAGUGAUCUUUUAGGUUUUUGUCAGAGGAAUUAUGGGAAGGGGCAAAGUUGAGCUGAAGAGAAUAGAGAACAAAAUCAACAGGCAAGUAACUUUUGCAAAGAGAAGAAAUGGGUUGCUCAAGAAGGCUUAUGAACUCUCAGUUCUUUGUGAUGCUGAUAUCUCUCUCAUCAUCUUUUCUAACCGUGGGAAGCUUUAUGAGUUUUGUAGCAGCUCUAGCAUGGUGGAAAUGCUUGAAAAAUAUUAUCAAUGUAGUUAUGGGGCACAAGGAAUUCCGAACCAACCAGUCCACGAGAUACAGAGCUACCAAGAGUACUUGAAGCUGAAAGCAAGAGUUGAUGUUUUACAAAGGUCUCAAAGAAAUCUUCUUGGGGAAGAUCUGGCUCCAUUAGACACGAAGGAGCUUGAGCAGCUAGAGCAUCGACUCGAAACAUCUUUAAAGCAGAUCAGAUCAACAAAGACCCAGUUCAUGAUCGGUCAGUUAGCUGAUCUCCAGAACAGGGAACAAAUUUUAUUGGAAGCCAAUAGAAGCUUAAGAAAGAAGUUGGAGGAAGGUAGCUCACAAUUCCCAAUUCGACUUGACUGGGAACCCAGCUGCCAAAGCGUUCACCUUCCGGCUAACUCAGGAGGCUUCUUUUAUCCCCUGCAAACAAAUUCUUUUGGAUAUCAUCCAUUGGCAACAGAGGAGGUAAGUUUUGUUGCAGGUCAUAACCAAAAUGUUAGUGGAUUCAGUAUGCCUGGAUGGAUGCUUUGAAUUGUUGUUAUUCUGCAUCAAACUUGAAUUUGCUAAUGGUGUUUCAAUUUUUCACUUCAUUUUUAUGGGUUGUGAUCAGUUUUAUAAAGCUUGUAACUAUUGCUUGUUGAAGACAGUUACUAUAUGUAUGUACUGUAAGUAAGUAUAUGUUUGUAUGUUGUAAUGACUUAAAACAUGGCUGAUAUUUUUAAUUAUAUUUCUGAUAAA
Messenger RNA from Carica papaya (papaya), 1274 nucleotides. RefSeq names its product agamous-like MADS-box protein MADS2. The record is from RefSeq and is a predicted model, not a curated record. Gene Ontology annotation, biological process: positive regulation of transcription by RNA polymerase II. Lineage: Eukaryota; Viridiplantae; Streptophyta; Magnoliopsida; Brassicales; Caricaceae. Gene Ontology annotation, molecular function: DNA-binding transcription factor activity; protein dimerization activity; RNA polymerase II transcription regulatory region sequence-specific DNA binding. Gene Ontology annotation, cellular component: nucleus.